AUGUUCAAAAGAUUAAAACAGGCCUCAAAAAGGGAUGGAAACCGCAAUACACCGCAGUAUGAAGGGCCCAUUCAGAAAAGAGUAAGUAUGUAGUAUAUGCUUUUUGAUGCUCUCAUUAAAACGACGAAGCAUUUUACGUUUCAGAUUAACCUUUUGUACAGUAUCCGUGAUAUGAAUCAAGAGAUUAUCAAUGGUAUCCGGGAGAUUAUACGUUCCUUUGAUGAUGAGGAGAACAAGAAACGCAACAUCUAUGAAAGUUUCGCAACUGGGGCCAGUAUCCUGUCAAAUCAUAUGAAAGGAAAGGACGAUGAAUAUUCCCAAUGCCUGAACACCAUCCAAAAAGUAUAUGAUGAUAUUGGAAGGGCCCAACAUACCCUUCAAAGUAGUCUGGAAGAGAGAGUUUGCAUCCCUUUGGAGGCGUGGAUUAAGUCAGAUUUUGCCAGGAUUGAAUUGGAAAUUCAACGAUUACAUUCUUUGAAGAGACUUGUCGACAAACCGAAUCCGCAAGUCUAAUUAUUAAAUUGAUUUAAUUUAACGUAUUGUUAGACAACAACCCAUUGAGGUCACAAAUAACAUGAAGGCAUUCGAAAGGCAGAUGGAAGUAGUAAAACAUGAACUUCUGAAGCUUUCUCAGAUCAAGCAAGACCAUUGGGAAAAGGUGGCCAACUUCACAGAUGUCAUGAGAAUCUAUUACAGCGAAGUUAUCAAAGCCAUUGAGAAACAAGGAGCGGAUAAAUGGCGUCCAGAAGGAUUGUCGGCUUUUAAGGGUUCCACUGAGAGAAAGAAUGUCGUCAUCAGUGGUCUCUCAUCUGGCGUAUCUGGAGGUUCUACACACGGAAACAAUGGGGCGAAAUCUCCGGCUUCAGUUAAACCAAAAACUUCAGUUGAUACCCCAGAAGAUACUGAUAACCACUACGAGAACAUCUAG
Messenger RNA from Bursaphelenchus xylophilus (pine wood nematode), 928 nucleotides. Lineage: Eukaryota; Metazoa; Nematoda; Chromadorea; Rhabditida; Aphelenchoididae. The record is from the annotation of a GenBank genome assembly.